Messenger RNA from Musa acuminata subsp. malaccensis (wild Malaysian banana), 2299 nucleotides. The record is from RefSeq and is a predicted model, not a curated record. Lineage: Eukaryota; Viridiplantae; Streptophyta; Magnoliopsida; Zingiberales; Musaceae.
GUGUAACAAAGCGGUCAAAUCUUGAAUUCCAAUUGUCAAUCCCAUCUUUGACCACAAGUAGUGUGCAUCUUAAAAAGAAGAGUAAGAAUGAGAACCAAACCCACUUCUUGUUCUUCUCGCAGUAAUCUCCAGUGUCCUGGGAUGGGCACGGAUGCCAGUAGGGAAGAGGAGCACUGCAUGUUCGAGACAAGCCAUGUCUUGGGGGCACUCCUGGCGGCCUCCCCGCUGCUGGCACAGUCCUGGAGUCACUGCACGCACGCCAAUGCCAGCAACUCGAGCUUCGUCGUCGAACACCACGACGACACGGUCUACGUCGCCUUCUCUGGGACGCAGACCAGCGCUCUGUCAUCGUCGGUGGCCGGAGGCCUCGGUGGCGAACUCUUCGGCCCGGUUCCUAUCUCCACCGGCGGCGGGCAGGAGCUAUUUGCGCCACUGGUAGGAGGCAAGGGGGACGACGCGCAGCCGGUGCUCGUCCAGGCCGCCGCUCUCCACCUGUUUCUCUCCUUGUACAACAGCUCUGAGUUCCAGCUGCUGGUGUCGGAGACCAGAAGCAAGUCGGUGGUGCUCACCGGCCACUCCAUGGGAGGUUGCGUCGCCUCCCUCGUCGCCCUUCAUUUCCUCUGCUCCUCCUCUGGUUCCAGUUCCCCGUCACCUGCUUCCCUCCUCUGCAUCACAUUUGGGAGCCCGCUGCUUGGAGACGACGCCCUGUCGCGGGCGGUUCUGCGAGAGCGAUGGAGCGGGAGGUUCUGCCAUGUCGUCGCGCAGCACGACAUCAUGCCGAGGCUGCUCCUCUGCCCUGUGAACUCCAUGCCGCCUCGUCUGGUGACCUCGGUCUACGAUCUGAUGCAGUCAUGGCACUUCGCCGUGCGGUAUCCUGGGUUCUCGAGGCCUUCGUUUCGGUUGUCCGAUGACCAGAGAACGGAGUUGCAUCGGUUCAUCGGAAUGCACGUCGCAGCGGCGGAGCAGCAGCAGAUAAGCCCUUAUCGCCCGUUUGGGAACCACGCGUUGUGCUCAGCAGAGGGCGCAGCGUGCAUCGAUGACCCGUUCAUGGUGGUGAAGCUGCUUCACCUCACGUUCAUGGUGGAUCCUGGGAGUAGCAGCAUCGAGGAGCAGCAUAUCUCGUAUGGGGAUCUCGUAGCGGAGAUCUCACAGAAUGUCCUCUCGAAGAAGCGCAUCCACGUCGAAGAAGAGCCGACAAGAUCAUCUGGCUAUAGCGCCGGGGUGUCGAUGGCAUUGGAGGCAUCAGGGAUCCGAAUCCAGGACAUGGGUGCGGUGGAGGCUCGAGAGUGCCUGGAGACGAGGAUGUGGCGGCGGCCGAACAUGAACUGCGCCAGUCUCGCCAUCAAGCUGGCCAAGGUGACGCCAUGCCGCGCCCAGAUCGAGUGGUACAAGACGCUGUGCGACGACGACAUGGGCUACUACGACUGCUUCAAGCACCGGAAGGCCGCCAAGAGGGACGCCAAGGUGAACAUGAACCGCAUCAAGCUCGGCCAUUUCUGGGACGGCCUCCUCGCCAAGCUCCAGGACAACGAGCUCCCCCACGACUUCCACAAGCGGAGCAAGUGGGUGAACGCGGCGCAGUUCUACAAGCUCCUCGUGGAGCCCCUCGACAUCGCGGAGUACUACCGGUGCAAGCUGCACGAGACCAGAGGCCAUUACCUGCCCCAUGGACGGGAGAGGAGGUACGAGGUGUUCGACAGGUGGUGGAACGAGGGGAAGGAGGAGGUCCGGGAGGCGGCGACUUGGAAGAAGAGGAGGAGCAAGUUUGCGGGGCUGACGCAGGACUCCUGCUUCUGGGCGAAGGUGGAGGAGGCGAGGGAAUGCGUGAAGAGAGCUCGGGCGGAGAAGAACCCCGCGAAGCUGGUGAAGCUCUGGGAGAGCAUCAAUGGCUUCGAGAGCUUCGCGAAUCGGCUGAUGGAGAGGAAAGAGGUGUCGGUGGACGUAAUGGCGCCGCGAUCGAGCUACAGCUUGUGGGUGGAGGAAGUGAAGGAACUGAAGCUGAAGCAGGCGUGCUCUGUUUCUUCCUCCUCUGGUUUGGUUGGAGUAAGCGGAGGAGGGCACGUAGAGAGCGAUGAGCUUAAAGAGCUCCAUUACUGAUCUCAAGCUUACAGUCCAUCAAUUCUGCUGCAACAACAACAACAACAUCAACAACAAGAAGAGCUUCUGAUGUUAUUGAUGUAUGUGUUUUGUUAAUGAAAACUGAGUCUGAAAGAGGAUGUAGUAUUUGACUGCUAAAAGAAACAAUAAAUAUUUGACAUCAUAUCAGAAAAAGACCAAAAAAAAAGGAAAGUAUUUCUUA